This is a messenger RNA of Serendipita indica DSM 11827, 4173 nucleotides long. Lineage: Eukaryota; Fungi; Basidiomycota; Agaricomycetes; Sebacinales; Serendipitaceae. The record is from the annotation of a GenBank genome assembly.
AUGCAUCGCCGAAAAGCCAAAGGAAAUCAGAAUCCGACUCCUUCGAAUUCAUCUAGAGCGAAUACGCCUUCUCAAGGACCAGACAUUGCUUAUCAGCGAACACGGGACACCCUCAUCGAGGCCAUCAAGCUUGUCAAGGCGGGGACCGAGGCUACUUCGUUUCUGGGCCCCCUCAAAGCAGUUUGCGAGACUUCUCUUCAAAUCCUUGAGACAACCAGGACUGUAAAUGAGAACACCAAAGGGCUCAAAAUACUCAGAGAUAGCCUUGAAACACACAUAUCCAUCUUGGAUGAACGAUAUCGGCAGGCUGUCGAGGAUGAAAAUAUGGAGCAAAUCCCCGACGCGCUCAAGGAUUUCAACAACGCAUCGAGAGAUUACAUUGCCACUCUAAGAGGCAUACUCGCCCAAAUGGACGAGUUAAGGCACAGUAGAGACCAAGGCGUGAAAGGAUUUUUCAGAAAGAUCGCGGAUGCCAGGAUUGACACAGGAAAUAUUGCAGACUACAAACAGGAAAUCUUACAAGCCACGCGCGUAUUCGGGGAUAAGACCAACUCCUGUCAAAUUCAGCUGCAAGCGGAAGUGUGGAAAGUAACCCAACUUGGACCCGAAAAACCUCGUCCGAUGGGAACUCAGCACAAGACGUGCCUACCGGGCACACGCGUACAAAUUCUGGAGGAAAUUCGACAAUGGAGUCUGGACCCCAACGCGGACAAGCGCAUCUUUUGGCUCUGCGACAUUGGCGGGUCUGGAAAGUCUACAGUCACGUUGACGAUGUGCAAGGAAUGGGAUAAUACCGAAGAUGUUCUGGUUGGUCGGUUCUUCUUUUCGAAGAAUGCUCGACAGACAUCGGAGACGGAUGAUUUCUGCUCUGUCAUCGCGGAAGAUAUCGGUGCGCGAAACAAAAUAAUUUUAAAGCAAAUAAAGAUGAUCAAAGAGGAAGAUCCUCACCUUCUCAUACGAGAACUGCGCUAUCAGUUCACCAAACUCAUCGAAGAACCAUUGCAACUUGCAGAGACGGAUAUUGUCCUCGUGAUCGACGCAAUGGAUGAGUGCAAGAAGGAUAUGAGGGGAGAUUUGAUCAACCUACUGGUUGAGAAGCUUUCAUCGAUGCCUAAACUCAAACUCUUUAUCACAAGCCGGCCCGAGUCAGACAUUAUCGCGAUACUCCAGGAUAAAGCAAUCGUACGCGGAAUGCAUUUCAAAAUGCAUGGUAAAGAGCAGCAAUCCAACUUGGAUGACAUUCGGGCCUACGUGGACGUACAUCUUGACAAACUGCUUACCGCGCCUCAGCGCCAGCAGAUUGUGGAACGCUCGAACGGACUUUUUAUUUGGAUCACGACAGCACAUCUAGAGCUACGAGGGGCUCAUGGUCCGGACGCACUUGGUGCGGCUCUCAGGUCCCUCUUGACGCGAGGCAAGGGUGGGGAUAUUAACCAGGUUUAUACAAGCAUCCUUCGUCGGCUACGACGAGAGACGUCCAGUGGCACUAUACACAAGAUUAUGGGCACUCUCCUAACCUUGUUCGAACCAGUGUCGACAGAGGCUCUUGGGGAGAUGACUGGGAUCGCAGACUCAGAGCUAGAGCCGAUAUUAGAGUCGAUGCAGAGUGUAUUUCGGGUGGAUACUGUGGUAGAGUUUCUGCAUCCAACGUUCCAAGAAUACCUUCUUGGUCCACACAAUGUGGAUAUGCCAUUCAACUCGACAGCAAUGCAAUCAGGCUUGGCCGUAUCUAUCCUCAAAGUGCUUCAGGAGGAUCUGAAGGAGGACAUUUGCGGCAUUUCCCUGCCAAACAAACCUUAUCCAAAGAAUGCGGACAUUGUGGAUCUGGAUAAACGUCUAGAACAAUUAUGGGCUAGGUCUCCGGCACUACCUUACGCAGCAAAGUACUGGGGCUAUCAUGUGUCCAUCGUUGUAACGGAGAAACAUGUGGUCCAGCUGCUGCGAAGAUUUUUAGAAAGUCAAAUUUUGUGCCUCGUGGAGCUGUUAAGCUUGAUGGGACACAUACAUCUUAUUCGGAAUUUCGAAGAGAUUCGGCGAAGUUGUGAAUACCAAAGGUUGGGUAAUGACGAAGUCGAGGUAUGCCGUGAUACCGUUAGACUUAUACAGAGGCAUCAAAAGACACUAGAGAAGAAUGCCUUGGAUAUCUACCUGUCAGCGCUACUAUUCCUCCCUCGAAAGUCACGACUGUGGACAAUGUACAAGAGCAAGUUUUCAGAUGGACUACCAAACAUCAUUGGAGGACCGUCAGAGGACUGGCCUUCACACCAAAGUUUGAUAGGACAUACCGGCUCUGUCCGGUGUCUGGCCUUCUCGCCGGACGGGCACCGUCUUGCGUCUGGAGGUGGAUCUGGGGAUGGCACUAUACGACUAUGGGAUGGGACCACUGGUGCGAGCCUUGUGACGCUCGAGGGUCAUGCCGGUUAUGUCUCAUGUCUGGCCUUCUCGCCAGACGGGCUCCGCCUUGCAUCUGGAGGUGGAUCUGGGGAUGGCCCUGUACUACUAUGGGAUGGGAACACCGGUGCGAACCUUGCGACGCCCGAGGGACAUACCGGUUAUGUCUCAUGUCUGGCCUUCUCGCCGGACGGGCUCCGUCUUGCAUCUGGAGUUGGGGAUGGCACUGUACGACUAUGGGAUGGGACCACUGGUGCAAAACUUGCAACACUCAUGGAACAUACUGGUUCUGUCUGGUGUCUGAGCUUCUCGCCAGACAGGCACCGUCUUGCGUCUGGAGCUGGGGAUGGCACUGUUCGACUAUGGGAUGGGACCACCGGUGCAAGCCUUGCGACGCUCAUGGGACAUACCGGUGAUGUCCGGUGUCUGGCCUUCUCGCCGGACGGGCUCCGCCUUGCGUCUGGAGGUGGAGUUGGGGAUGGAACUGUAUGCCUAUGGGAUGGGACCACUGGUGCGAGCCUUGCGAUGCUCGAGGGACAUGCCGGUUCUGUCUCAUGUCUGGCCUUCUCGCCGGACAGUCUCCGUCUUGCUUCUGGAGAUGGGAAUGGCAUUUUACAACUAUGGGAUGGGGCCACCGGUGCAAGCCUUGCGACGCUCAUGGGACAUACCGGUUCUGUCUUGUGUCUGGCCUUCUCGCCGGACGGGCUCCGUCUUGCAUCUGGAGGUGGAACUUGGGAUGGCACUGUACGACUAUGGGAUGGGACCACCGGUGCGAUCCUUGCGACGCUCAUGGGACACACCGGCAAUGUCCAGUGUCUGGCCUUCUCGCCGGACGGGCUUCGUCUUGCAUCUGGAGGGGGAGUUGGGGAUCGUACUGUACGACUAUGGGAUGGGACCCCUGGUGCGAGCCUUGCAACGCUCAUGGGACAUACCGGUUCUGUCUCAUGUCUGGCCUUCUCACCGGACGGGCUCCGUCUUGCAUCUGGAGGUGGAUAUUUGGAUCGCACUGUACGGAUAUGGGAUGGGACCACCACUGCAAGCCUUGCGACGUGUAAGGGACAUACCGGCUCUGUCCGGUGUCUGGCCUUCUCGCCGGACGGGCUCCGUCUUGCAUCUGGAGGUGGAUCUGGGGAUAGCACUGUACGACUAUGGGAUGGGACCACCGGUGCUAGCCUUGUGACGCUCGAGGGUCAUGCCGGUGAUGUCUCAUGUCUGGCCUUCUCGCCGGAUGGGCUCCGUCUUGCAUCUGGAGGUGGAUCUGGGGAUGGCACUGUACGACUAUGGGAUGGGACCACCGGUGCGAUCCUUGUGACACUCAUGGGACAUACCGACUCUGUCUUGUGUCUGGCCUUCUCGCCGGACGGGCUCCGUCUUGCAUCUGGAAGUGGAUCUAGGGAUGGCACUGUACGACUAUGGGAUGGGACCACCGGUGCGAUCCUUGUGACACUCAUGGGACAUACCGACAAUCUCCGGUGUCUGGCCUUCUCGCCGGAUGGGCUCCGUCUUGCAUCUGGAGGUGGAUCUGGGGAUGGCACUGUAGAACUCUGGGAUCUUACAAUUAAUUCCAGGUUGGGACCUCCUUACAUGCUCAAUUUGCCUUGCUCCCAUCUCUCCUUCUCCCAGGAUGGACACUCCUUACAUCUGGAUAAUGGAACGGCACUCAAUGUCUCCCAAGAUCGGCUUCAGCCACACUCAUCUCCAUGUCUGACUGUCAAGUCCAGCCUCAAGCAUUCCACAGUAACUUUUGACUAUGCCAGUCAGGAGCUGUGGUCUUUCCACUAA